GCGGAGCAGAGAGCAGUCGAAGCCCGCAGAAGCCUCGCUCCAGUCCGCAGACAGUAGGGAGAGGGAGAGCCAGGCGGACUCCGUGUUCCGGGGAUUCGCACGCUUCAGAUAGGAUCGAUCCGAACCGGAUCUCUCGCGGCAGAGCUGGAUCCCUGUGGAAUACAGACAUGAGAAGAGGCCGGCGGUGACUCAUUGAUAAAGAACUCGGGCUUGAAGCGGACGGAUGCAUGAAUGAGCGCCAGCCACCGGAUCUGGACCGAGACGAACCCAGAUUGAUUUGAGCGUUCGUUGACAGCAGUAUCAUGGGCUUUUAAACCGACGCUGAAGGGACGCGUUCUUGAAGCCACUGUUGUUCGAGUCGCCUCAACUCUCAACUGCGUAUAAAUGCUUGACAAGCUCAAGCCAGUGGUCCAGCUCGACUCGGUCAUGGCGAUCAGCAAAACGGUGGGCUGGCUCCGGGAGCAGCUGGAGACCCGCAGGGACGGCCUGCUGGUGAUGGACUGCCGCGCUCAGGAGCUCUUCGACUCCUCGCACAUCGACACGGCCAUCAACGUGGCCAUACCGAGCCUCAUGCUGCGCCGGCUCAAGAAGGGCAACCUGCCCGUGCGAUCGCUGCUCUCGGACGGAGAGGACCGCGAGAAAUUCGUGCGGCGGUGCAAGACGGACACGAUCGUGCUGUACGACGAGUACAGCCGGGAGUGGAACGAGAACGUGGACGGAGGGUCCGUGCUGGGUCUGCUGCUGAGGAGGAUGAAGGAUGAAGGCUACAAGGCCUAUUAUCUGGAGGGUGGCUUCAGUAAAUUCCAGGCCGAGUUCCCCUCCUUGUGUGACACCAACCUGGACGGCUCCUCCAACAGCAGCUCUCCCACUUCCCAGGUGUUGGGCCUGGGCGGUCUCCGGAUCAGUUCAGACUCGUCUGACAUCGAGUCUGACAUUGACCCCAGCAGCGCAACAGACUCAGACGGCAGCCCGCUGUCCAACCCUCAGCCCUCCUUCCCAGUGGAGAUCCUGCCUCACCUUUACCUGGGCUGUGCCAAGGACUCCACCAAUCUGGACGUGCUGGAGGAGUACGGCAUCAAGUACAUCCUCAACGUCACCCCCAACCUGCCGAACCUCUUUGAGAAUGCCGGGGAGUUCAAGUACAAGCAGAUCCCCAUCUCGGACCACUGGAGCCAAAAUCUCUCCCAAUUCUUCCCCGAGGCCAUCAGUUUCAUCGAUGAAGCGCGGGGUCAGAAGUGCGGCAUCCUGGUCCACUGCCUGGCCGGCAUCAGCAGAUCAGUCACCGUCACAGUGGCUUACCUGAUGCAGAAGCUCAACCUGUCCAUGAACGACGCUUAUGACAUCGUCAAGAUGAAGAAGUCCAACAUCUCCCCCAACUUCAACUUCAUGGGUCAGCUUUUGGACUUUGAACGCACCCUGGGUCUGAAGAGACCCUGUGACAAUCGCAUGGCGCCACCAAGCCAGCCUCUGUACUUCAGCACGCCCACGAACCACAACGUCUUCCAGCUGGACCCCCUGCAGUCCACGUGAGGUCCGCCGUGAGCUUUCCUGACUCCUCUGUCGGCCAAGAAAGCCGCCGCAACACCUCUUUCUCUUUUUCGGCUGCUCGCUGUGUGAUCAGACUCCUAUCGAUUCACCGUAUGAAGGCGAGUGCUGCUCCAGCGUGGGUCCAGGAGGGCAGGCCGGGCCUGGCCGUGCUGCCGCUGCUCUACAGUUGAAGAGGACGCACGUCUUUAUCAAAGUGCUGAUGCUUUUGUCAAAGAAGAAUGUAGUGUGCCAAAGAGACACGGUUGUUCAGACUGGACAAUGAUUUAAACCCUUUUGGUUUGUUUUGGGGUUCGGCACAAUUUCCCCAAGCAUGAAAGUUGCCUGUGUCUUCUGUGAAGACUUGUCAGCGGGAGUCAGAGCGCCCCAGCGUUUGAUGGCAUGCAAUGGACUCCAUUUUUAUACCUGUGGAGUCUGUUCAACACAUUUAUACGUGAUGUACAUUUGUAUCUAAGAGACUAUUCAGCUGAAGCCUUGCUCUGUACCUUCCAGUACAUCAAGAUUCUCUUCUUUAAUAUACCGUUUUUACAUAAAUGUAUAUCAGUCAGACCGUUGAUGAUGCCAAAAAUCAUGUAGGCUUUUUCAAAAGUUGUGUAGAAAUGUGUACACGUCAUAUUUAAUAACUGCUUUAGGUGUCCUUAUUGCACCAGUCCUCUCACAAAUCAAAGUUUGUUGUUUGCCUUACUCCUGCGCUCCAGCACGGUUCUUAUUCACUCGACGAAUGGCUUUGGUUUUGGGACACAACCAAACUUCUAGCCAUUAUCUUGGCAUCAGACUCUCCAGCUGGUGUGGUUCAUGCAGCAGGGGUGGCUUGCCAUGAGUCUCUCUGAGGGCCAGUGUGAGUGGUCCUGGAUGCACAGAGCAGGAGGCCACACCUCUUCAGGGAAAUGCAGUUUUUAUUCGUCUGAUGAGAGAAGAGGAGUCUCUGCUCGAGGAAGCCAUAUGCUUGGUGACUUUCAAACCCUCCCCUCCCCUCUAUUAUGAAUGUAAAGAAAUGAUAAGUUAUUAAUAAAUUGCUAUUUUGUCUAAAA
This is a messenger RNA of Synchiropus splendidus (mandarinfish), 2576 nucleotides long. Its product is annotated as dual specificity protein phosphatase 6-like. Lineage: Eukaryota; Metazoa; Chordata; Actinopteri; Syngnathiformes; Callionymidae. The transcript is spliced from 3 exons. Gene Ontology annotation, molecular function: protein tyrosine/threonine phosphatase activity; MAP kinase tyrosine/serine/threonine phosphatase activity. The record is from RefSeq and is a predicted model, not a curated record. Bases 385 to 1530 code for a protein of 381 amino acids. Gene Ontology annotation, biological process: positive regulation of apoptotic process; negative regulation of ERK1 and ERK2 cascade; regulation of heart growth. Gene Ontology annotation, cellular component: cytoplasm; cytosol.